AUGGCCCAGGAAAUCAGCGACAUCAAGAAGUUCAUCGAGGUCUGCAGGCGAAAGGAUGCCUCCUCCGCCCGGAUCAAGAAGAACAAGAAGACCUCUUUGAUCAAGUUCAAGGUCCGAUGCUCCAAGCACCUGUACACGCUGGCCCUGAAGGACGCCGAGAAGGCCGAGAAGCUCAAGCAAUCGCUGCCCCCCAACCUGCAGAUCAAGGAGGUCACCAAGCGUGAGAAGAAGGUCAAGGCAUAA
Diaporthe citri is the source of this 243-nucleotide messenger RNA. RefSeq lists its product as uncharacterized. The coding region runs from base 1 to 243 and encodes 80 amino acids. Gene Ontology annotation, molecular function: structural constituent of ribosome. Gene Ontology annotation, biological process: protein-RNA complex assembly; translation. The transcript has 4 exons. Gene Ontology annotation, cellular component: cytosolic large ribosomal subunit; ribosome. The record is from RefSeq and is a predicted model, not a curated record. NCBI's taxonomy places the organism in Eukaryota, Fungi, Ascomycota, Sordariomycetes, Diaporthales, Diaporthaceae.